Messenger RNA from Symphalangus syndactylus (siamang), 8570 nucleotides. RefSeq names its product aminoadipate-semialdehyde dehydrogenase (gene AASDH). The record is from RefSeq and is a predicted model, not a curated record. Gene Ontology annotation, biological process: amino acid activation for nonribosomal peptide biosynthetic process. NCBI's taxonomy places the organism in Eukaryota, Metazoa, Chordata, Mammalia, Primates, Hylobatidae. Gene Ontology annotation, molecular function: protein binding.
CCCAACCACUAAUUUGCUCUCUGCUUUCUCCUGAGCAGCUGAACACUGUUAGAGUAAAUCACACAAUGCCUCAUUAUCCCAACUGUGAUAUGUGCUACAACAGCACAUAACAGGAGGACCUAACCUGGUUUUCAAGUAGGGUCAAGGAUUUUCCAAAUUAUUUUUGAACUUUUUAAGGAAACAAUGACAUUGACAACUGAGAGAUAAGCCCUAAAAUAAGUUGAGUGUGCCAGUCAAGGUACAAAAUAUCAGCAGGGUACAGGGUGGGCAUUUGAUAUUUCCCUGCAACUGAAACAGUGUAACUGGAUGGAGCAGAGUAAAAAAAAAAGAUAGUUUGGGAAACAAGCGCAUAAGACAUGAAUCCCUGCUAUAAGGGUGCUAUUUAGUAUAGGAGGUCAGAUUUGGAAAUAAUACAGCAACACUAACAACUGAUGCUGUAAGAAAUAUAUGUCACUGUCUGGGAAGGGUCUGGUAUUGAAACCUAUUUUAAAGUUAAUAAGAUAGCCUGUUAACUGUUUUAUGGCAGUAAACUUGGAUUCCUGGGUGACAAAGAACUUUGUAAUUUAUGGCAAAAGCAGAAGCCAGAACUUCAUGUUUAUGCAUAUUCCAUGUUCCCCAAGUCCCACCAGGAUGGUGAAGAUGGGCCUCCAUGGAUGUCUGCACAUGCAGUCAGUGGGUUACGUUAUAGGAGAGGAACACUGAGUUUGGGGGAUUCACUACUUUUGUAGUUAAGUGGAAGCAAGCCUACUCUUUGGGAAGAAUACUUCAGCUAUGAAACUGAUCAUCCCAAACAACCCUGAAAAAUGAUCUAGGUAAAGAGCAGUUAGGACCUUACGUUCUUGGCAAACCCAGAAUUUGCAGGUCCCAUGACAAAUGACCCCUCCCAAGAGUAUGGUGGGUUCGUGGGAUGGAGUUUGGAGGAGUCUGGAUAAAUUAUUCUUUAGGGCUUGAAGAAAGGCAUCACUGAGGAAGUGAUGUUUAAGCUGUAUUUUCAUCAAGCAGGCAUGGAGAAAGAAGGGUAUUUCAGCCUAAGCCCAGCCAAAACGGGUGUGGAAACAUGAUAAGGACUUUGUAUGCUCAGAACUCUUACUAGCCUCUCAUGACUAGAGUUUACUGUAUCAGGUGUGGGAAAUGUGGAAGAUGGGUGGGGGAGCAGUGGCCUGCUGUGAGAGAUCAGGUUAGAAAGAAAAUGAACUCUCUUGUUUACCUUGCUGAAGAGUCUGAAUGUUAUGCAGGCAACGAGGGAUCAUUGAAGCUUAUUCUCAUAGCAGAAGAAUGCUAUGACUGAUCUGGUAUAUGUUUUAGAAUGAUCACCCUGGAUUCUCAGGUAAAAAUGCUGUCUUAAACAUAGUGUUCUACAUUUGCUCCCUAAGACUCCCUGAAAAUGACAGUAACAGGAUUUUUAAAGUCAUACACCCUUAAGGGUUAAAGAAAAGGAAUAAUGGAAAUGAAAUUCUAGAAUCAAUAGCAAAGGGCUCAGUUGACUUGAAAAAGCUGAAUUCCAAACCCCCAGUGAGCAAAACCAACAAGCAAUUCUAUUUGUAUCACAGAACCCCCUAAAAAGCUCAGAAACUGGCUUCAGGAAGUAGAAGUGAAGAGGGUACCUAAAAGGACUGGAAGUUCAUUUAGGAGAGUGUUAUAUCCUUUAUGCCACCCCCCGUCCCCGCCUUAUUCUGAAGGCUUUUUUUUUAAUUGUUCAGGAGUAAAACGGGGUCUCUGUAAUGGAGGACAUGAGGCACCUAAAACAAAGAGAAUUAAGUGAAAAUUGUACUAAAUUCUGAGACAUAACCCAGCCUCCAUACCCCUCCUCUCCCACUUGAUUUUCAACAAACGUCCCAUGGGCUCAACAGCUUCCAAUCAACUUUUAAAUAUACCCCCACUUACAUAUGAGCAGAUAAGGACCACCAGACAUCCCAGGAAAGCCUCUAAUAUGAAAGAUAGAGCACGAAAUCAACAGAAGAAAGAAAAAGGAAACUUGAGGGAAAUAGAUAAUGCAAGGGAAGAAAAGCUUUAAAAAAGAUAUUAAUAUCAGAGAGUUGGAUGAUGAUACUGGAAUAAUAAAACAGAUCAUUUUGGCAGCAAUUUAGAGUCACUCAGAGGCAAACAAAACAAAACGUUUUAGGAAAAAGCUGACCAAGAAGACCUGAACUAUAAAGUAGCAGUAAUGGCGAUGAACAUGACACAAAAAACGCAGGUUCUAGGGCCCUCACUAGAAAACUAGGGGAUGAACGUCUGGGGAUGGAGUCCAGGAAUUUGGAAUCUAAAACAUCACCACUAAUGGCGAUGAACAUGACACAAAAAACGCAGGUUCUAGGGCCCUCACUAGAAAACUAGGGGAUGAACGUCUGGGGAUGGAGUCCAGGAAUUUGGAAUCUAAAACAUCACCACUGGCAAUUCUGAUGUAGCCAGCUGGGUGCUGGCCUCAAGACUGAGAACUAGAGGACAUAGGGUCUAAUCGGAUGUAAGAGGGUAAGAAAGUGGUAAGGUUGUUAACUGGCUGGCUGGGUGGAUGACGGUGUCAUCCCAACAUAGAAACAUAGACAAGAUACACUUUUGCCCACUUCCAAUCUAAAUACAUAAAUGAGGCUGUGUUAGUUUGAGUAGUCCAUGGUACAUCUUGGAAAAGUAUAGUUGGCAUGUGGGGAUAUUUUUUGCUUAGAUUAGUACCACAGUUUUCUUGUCACCAACAAGUACGGCUGCGAGAGCGUCCUAUGCUUUUUUCUCACGUACUGUUUUGAUGCAGAGCUGUCUUCGCAGUCCCUCCCCCGGCUAAAACCCCCCAAACAAAAAAAUCCCAUUACUCUGCCACCAAACAGUAGCUUUAAAACACCACUAUUAUUGCCCUUGACGCUUACUGUAAUAAUUGACAUGUCUCCAACUGUAACAAUUCCCUUGGAAACAGAAACUUCUAUUCAGGCAUAUAGUUUACAAAACUCCACCUCGGACCUGCUUUAAUUUCUUUACAGGUCCUAGUAAAUGCUCCUGUCAAAUUCCUUAGUUACGUUUCAAUCUGCUUCCCAAUUAAAAUGUCAGCAUCAUGACGACAGGAACGUCGUUUGCAGGCGUCACUGCUGCAGCCAUAUCUCCAGCACGUUUCCAGAAAAUGUCAUUGGUUGAAAGCAAUAACUCUCCUAUUUCACAAUGAUUUCAUCUCUCUUCACAUCAACCCUAGGUGAUGUUUUUAUUCUCACCUUAUGAACGAGAAUACUGCGGCUCAAAAUUCAACAGUCUUGCCCAGAGUUUCUUGGCAAGUACGAAAGUGUUAUGGCUCCAAACUGGUCAGCUGCAGAGUCCUUGCAAACCCUGUCCGAGACCAUGCGCGACCCCAAGGAGCGCCUGAGCAGAUAACCAAAAGUGAAAAAGCCCUCAAAACUCUUCACUCAAGUUAGCGCCUCGGCUUCAGGAGAGGCAGCGACAGCUCCACGCAGCCUGCCCGGGGUCGCUCGCACUGACGUCACGUAGCGACGCGGAAGAUUUACGUAUGGGGCCUCGCUCUGGGAUAGCUUUACGGCUUCGGGGAGCUGCUGCUUCGCUGUGACAAGUAUCCGCGACGAGCUAUCCGGGAAAGGUCCGAGUGCGAUCAAACCUAAUCCGCGAGACUUGCUAAGUCUCAAACAUUUGGGCAUUAAUAAGUGUAGUAUUCUCUACUGCAGAGAAUGUUAUUUGUGAUUCAAUGAAUGAAAAUGAAAACCUGAGACAACAAGAAUGGAUUUUACCUUAAAUCUCUGUAGCAACCAUUGGGAAAAUGGAAAGAAACAUCUUAAUUAUCGUAUAGAUGUGGUUCUGUGCUACAAAUUGAUGUUUAGAUAAACUUCAGUGAAAUGACUCUUCAGGAAUUGGUGCAUAAGGCUGCCUCUUGUUAUAUGGACAGAGUAGCUGUGUGUUUUGAUGAAUGCAACAACCAGCUUCCAGUUUACUACACCUACAAGACUGUGGUUAAUGCUGCUUCUGAAUUAUCAAAUUUUCUGCUGUUACACUGUGACUUUCAAGGAAUUCGGGAAAUUGGUCUCUACUGCCAACCUGGGAUAGACUUACCCUCUUGGAUUUUAGGAAUUCUCCAAGUCCCAGCUGCUUAUGUACCUAUCGAGCCAGAUUCACCACCGUCAUUAUCAACUUAUUUUAUGAAAAAAUGUAAUCUGAAGUAUAUCCUUGUUGAAAAAAAACAAAUUAAUAAAUUUAAGUCUUUUCAUGAAACGUUAUUGAACCAUGAUACAUUUACAGUGGAACAUAAUGACCUAGUGCUCUUCAGACUUCACUGGAAAAAUACUGAGGUGAACUUGAUGCUAAAUGAUGGAAAAGAGAAAUACGAAAAAGAAAAAAUAAAAAUCAGCAUAAGUUCUGAGCAUGUCAAUGAAGAAAAAGCAGAAGAACACAUGGAUCUGAGGCUAAAGCAUUGCUUAGCCUAUGUUCUACAUACAUCAGGGACUACAGGGAUACCGAAGAUUGUCAGAGUGCCUCAUAAGUGUAUAGUACCAAAUAUCCAGCAUUUUCGGGUACUUUUUGACAUCACACAAGAAGAUGUUUUGUUUCUGGCUUCACCUCUGACCUUUGAUCCUUCUGUUGUGGAAAUAUUUCUUGCUCUAUCAAGUGGUGCCUCUCUGCUUAUUGUACCAACUUCCGUCAAGUUGCUCCCUUCAAAAUUAGCCGGCAUUCUCUUUUCCCAUCAUAGAGUGACUGUUUUGCAGGCAACACCAACACUGCUUAGAAGAUUUGGGUCUCAGCUUAUCAAGUCAACUGUUCUGUCAGCCACUACGUCUCUUCGAGUAUUAGCCCUUGGUGGUGAAGCGUUUCCAUCAUUGACAGUUCUCAGAAGCUGGAGAGGAGAAGGCAAUAAAACACAAAUAUUUAAUGUUUAUGGUAUCACAGAGGUAUCAAGUUGGGCGACCAUUUAUAGGAUUCCAGAGAAGACUCUUAACUCUACUCUCAAAUGUGAAUUGCCUGUACAACUGGGAUUUCCACUUCUUGGAACAGUAGUUGAAGUCAGAGAUACUAAUGGCUUCACAAUUCAGGAAGGCAGUGGCCAAGUAUUUUUAGGUGGCAGAAACAGAGUGUGUUUUCUUGAUGAUGAAGUGACAGUACCACUUGGCACAAUGCGAGCUACAGGAGACUUUGUGACUGUGAAAGAUGGAGAGAUUUUUUUUUUGGGACGAAAAGACAGUCAGAUCAAACGUCAUGGCAAACGUCUUAACAUUGAACUUGUGCAACAGGUUGCUGAAGAGCUUCAGCAAGUGGAGUCUUGUGCCGUUACAUGGUAUAAUCAGGAAAAAUUAAUUCUCUUCAUGGUGUCUAAAGAUGCUUCAGUAAAAGAAUACAUCUUUAAAGAACUGCAGAAAUAUCUUCCAAGUCAUGCAGUCCCAGAUGAGCUUGUAUUGAUCGAUUCUCUACCAUUUACAUCCCACGGCAAAAUUGAUGUUUCUGAGUUAAACAAGAUAUAUUUAAACUACAUAAACUUGAAGUCUGAGAAUAAGCUCAGUGGGAAAGAGGACCUUUGGGAAAAAUUACAGUAUUUGUGGAAGUCUACUCUGAAUCUCCCAGAAGAUCUUUUGAGGGUUCCUGAUGAGUCACUCUUCUUAAAUAGUGGUGGAGAUUCCUUAAAGUCCAUCCGGCUCCUCAGUGAGAUUGAAAAACUUGUUGGUACAUCAGUACCUGGGCUUCUGGAAAUUAUUCUCAGCAGUUCCAUUUUAGAGAUUUAUAGUCACAUCCUUCAAACAGUGUUUCCAGAUGAAGAUGUGACAUUCAGGAAGACUUGUGCCACAAAAAGGAAACUCAGCGACAUUAAUCAGGAGGAAGCCAGUGGAACAUCUUUACAUCAGAAAGCCAUCAUGACUUUCAGUUGUCACAAUGAGAUUAAUGCUUUUGUUGUACUGAGCAGAGGGAGUCAAAUUUUGUCUCUGAAUACCACUAGGUUUUUAACAAAGUUAGGACAUUGCUCUUCAGCCUGUCCUUCUGAUUCAGUUUCACAGACCAACAUUCAAAAUUUGAAAGGUUUAAAUUCUCCAGUUCUUAUUGGGAAGUCAAAAGAUCCAUCCUGUGUUGCAAAAGUUUCUGAAGAGGGGAAACCUGCGAUGGGGACUCAGAAAAUGGAGUUACAUGUGAGGUGGAGGUCAGACACAGGCAAAUGCGUAGAUGCUUCACCGCUGGUUGUAAUACCCACUUUUGAUAAGUCAUCUACAACUGUGUACAUUGGUUCCCAUUCUCAUAGAAUGAAGGCAGUUGACUUUUACUCUGGGAAGGUGAAAUGGGAACAGAUUUUGGGAGAUCGAAUUGAAUCCUCAGCAUGUGUAUCUAAGUGUGGAAACUUUAUUGUGGUGGGCUGUUAUAAUGGAUUAGUUUAUGUUCUGAAAAGUAAUAGUGGAGAAAAAUACUGGAUGUUUACUACUGAAGAUGCUGUCAAAAGCUCGGCAACCGUGGAUCCAACCACAGGACUCAUUUACAUUGGAUCUCAUGACCAGCACGCAUAUGCUUUAGAUAUUUAUAGAAAGAAGUGUGUUUGGAAGUCAAAAUGUGGAGGAACUGUCUUUUCCUCUCCGUGUUUGAACCUGAUUCCACAUCAUUUGUAUUUUGCUACAUUGGGAGGACUUUUACUGGCUGUAAAUCCUGCUACUGGGAACGUUAUUUGGAAACAUUCCUGUGGAAAACCACUCUUCUCCUCCCCACGAUGCUGCUCACAGUAUAUUUGUAUUGGCUGUGUAGAUGGGAAUUUACUCUGCUUUACUCACUUUGGAGAACAGGAUCUGGCCCUUUAAGUCAGUAUGUCUGAUGUGUGGCCAUAAGCUGCAAUUCUCACGUGCUCUCAGCUGCUACUUCUGCUGCUGCUGCUGGUGAGUAGCCCAUGCUGUGAGGUGGCUGUACAAUCCUUUUGUCUGAGACCCAGACCAUUCAAUUCCAAUUUAGGAUUGAGACAAACAUUUUAUUUGCCCCCGUUCAUUAUUUUUCUCUAAAAAUACCUAGUAAAAAAAUGUAAUAAAACACCUUGAAGUUGUUCUUGUUCAAAAAAAGUUAUGUAAAUAUAAUGAGAUUGUUUUGUAGUUGGUCAUCGAAAUCAAAAUCCAUCAGUGCCAAAGAUCUCGUGGGUAUUUUUUAUUGAAAGAUCUUUUCCCUUCAAUAAUGGACAUUUUACAUUAAAACUUUAUACAACCAAAAUAUCCAAAUUAUAUUAAAAUCACACUAAGGUAUUUUCAUUAAGUCUCUACUUAACUUUACUGUUGGUAAAAAUAUUGUAAGACACUUGUAACUAAUGUUUCUGCUUUAAAAUAAGCAAUUAAACUAAACGUCACAAGAAGAGACAAUACAUACUAUACAUUUGCAGAUAACUGGCUAAAUGAUAAUUUAAUAGUAAUUAAUAAUGUCUGUGUAAGAAACAAUUGCACUUGAAAAAUUAAAAAAGUAAACAAAAAACCCUCUAGUUUUAUAUAUGUCUAUGAACAGAGGUUAAUCAUCUAUAACCUUGCCAGGAGAAGUGUAUGUUUGUUUAAAUAAUAAAAAAAAAGCUUGCAUUUAACAAUCAUUCGUUACAAAAAAAAAAGUCUUGAACUUUUUAUAUGUAUGUUUUUACAGAAUUUCCCCAUAGUUUGUUGCUCAGAAGACUACAACACAACUAAAGCAAAAUAACACUUCAUUGGUAUUUAGUGCAAAUUUGGGGUGAUUUUGAAAUGAAAUGUUAAACAUGUACCCUUUAGAAGCUGUUUGUUAUAAGUAAGUACUGUGACUGCCCUUUCUUCAGUAUACUCUUCUUUUAAAGACUUUGAUGGAAAAAUUUUAACGGAGGUAUUUCGCCUACUUUGGGCACAGUGAUAUCCCAGCCAAUACAAAGUUGACACAUCUACAAUUUUUUGUAACUGAUCUUAUUUCCCUACCUGUUCCCUGCCAUAAUUGGGAUAUUGUCCAAAGCUGACUGACAGGAUGAAAGAAAAAGUCAAUUCAGAAGAAUUACUGUAGCAUUAUCAUUCCAGGGCUGUAGGUGGAAAGAUUCCCAUUAAAAAGUGUUAUAUUAGUGAGGAAAUCAUUGGAACUAACAAAUGCCUACACAUAAGAUUUAGAAAUGAACAUUAGUAUGGAAGACGUGCAGUGAAAUACUAAUUGCUUGCCAUAGCAAUAAAAAUAGGUUACAUUGAUUUUUAACAGUCUGAAGGUCCAGUAUAUAUGAUAUUAAAUCCAACUUGCAAGAGUACAACUAUCCACUUAACCACACAUGCCAGCUGCUACAGUGAGGCUGAGCCAUUGUUUCUAGAAAGAAAAUGGUUUCUACAUGGUAAAUAACUUUGCCAUCAUCCUUUAUUUAAGGUACAUGGUAGAAUAACAGCACAUUGCAUAUUGAGUGAGCAUAAAGGAAAGUAAUGAUGGAUACUUAAUAAAGCAUGUUUUUGUAGGAGAGGAAAAAGGAUGUAAUUCCCUCUGCACAGAGCAAAGGACGUGUACCUAUAUUUUGGAGUAAGAAUCUAAGAAAAGGGGAAUAUGCCAACACUAUGAAAUAUAAGGUUAGCACCAGCAAUAUGUGAGUUUGCCAGUAUGUCUAUGUUUCAUGUAAAGUAAAUUUAGGGAAAUAAAAGUGAAUAUAUGUGGAUUUUAAA